GGCGCACACUUCAAAUAAAAACCAAAGAAGAAGCCGGCUUCUGUUCAGUUUCGUACUUUUAGUUUUCCUGACGAAGCUGAGCUAGCUACAUUAGUAUUAUGAUUACGUAUUUUAUUGCAUAAUCUGUCUGAUGGCCAGUGAUGGCGAUUUCGGGGCCGGUAUGAGCAGGAGUAGGGUAGGCUGGCUGGCAGGUGAGCCUGACACGCCAAACACCCUGGAUCAGACCAGUACUUUGGGCAAGAGAAACCUACUCUUUGACCAAUCCGGAUACGAAGGCAAUUGCAGCUCACCCAAUAUCAUCGUUCCGGAAACGCCCAGUCCGGAAUACUGCCGGUGGAAACGGCGUAAGAUCACGGAGCAGCGGGGAAACGGUGGAAAAUUCUGUGAGCGGGAAGCGGCCUCUGGGCGGACAGGAAGUGAGGUCGCCGGCGCAGCCCUGCCUCGCCAUCAGCCAAAACGACGGAAGCUGCACCUGCCGGUCCCCGAGGAGAUGGGCGGCUUCGCUCCGGCCUCCUCUCUGAUGCCAACGGAUUCCUCCUCCUCUUCUUCCUCCUCCUCCUGCUCCCACGUCGCUUCUGGGAGAAGCGCGCCAAGUCUCGCCGAACCGGUCGCGCGCGGGAAGAAAUCCAGGAAGGCUCGUCCGUCCGAGCUCUCGGACAAAAUCUCCAGACAUGCCGGGAUUAACAAGGACACAACGGCCCGGUUACAGUUCAGCAGUGCGGAGGGCACAAGCUCACUCCGGUUCCAUCAGGACUACCGCCCUACCAGCGCGGAGUUGGAGGAGGAGGAGGAGCAAAUCGUGAUCAGCGAUGAAGACGAUGACGGCACGGAGGCCGUGGUGCGGGCCGCUCAGGUGGAGGAAGACGAGGCUUUCGCUCGAAGUCUGCAGGCUCAGUUCGACAGAGAGGAGGUGGACCGGAGCGGACCGCAGGCCGGGCCUGCCAACAGCCCCGCCCGCUCCAGCUCACAUCCGUCGCGGUGCGAUUACGGUGGAGGCUGGAGCUGGAUGUCCUCUCUGUCAGCCGUGAUGGACCCCGCGGCCUCCAUCCUGAGCAGCUUUCCACAUGCAGCGGAGGUUUCAGGCAGGUCCGGUCGACCCGGCAGCCACGCCCGAACGCCCCCCCGCUCCCGCCGUCGUCCCCGUCGUCAGGCCCUCUCCCAGCUCGACGACAGCCUGGGAAACAACUACGAGGCGCUCCUGGCUUUCGAGGAGAGGCAGGGCCCGGCCGUCGCCAAGAACCUCCUGAGCCAGAGAGAGAUCCAGCGGCUCCCCACCAAGGCCUUCAACCCAGCCUACAGCGCCGGGAAGAACGAGUGUCAGAUCUGCUUCUCAACCUACACUGAAGGAGAUGAGCUGAGGAUGCUGCCCUGUCUCCAUGACUACCACGUGCAGUGCAUCGACCGCUGGUUAAAGGAAAGCUCCACCUGUCCUAUCUGCAGAGGCGAUGUGUCCGACGGUGGCAGUCUGAAGGAGACGUUCUGACCUCACAGUGGCUCUCGUCCGUGUCACAGUGCGUGCGUCACUGUGACACGUGCGUCAUGUGACACG
Messenger RNA from Conger conger (European conger), 1549 nucleotides. RefSeq lists its product as uncharacterized. The transcript is spliced from 11 exons. Gene Ontology annotation, molecular function: zinc ion binding; ubiquitin protein ligase activity. NCBI's taxonomy places the organism in Eukaryota, Metazoa, Chordata, Actinopteri, Anguilliformes, Congridae. Gene Ontology annotation, cellular component: nucleoplasm; cytoplasm. Bases 131 to 1483 code for a protein of 450 amino acids. Gene Ontology annotation, biological process: ubiquitin-dependent protein catabolic process; positive regulation of DNA-templated transcription; protein ubiquitination. The record is from RefSeq and is a predicted model, not a curated record.